Messenger RNA from Nothoprocta perdicaria, 2396 nucleotides. RefSeq names its product TP53-binding protein 1-like. The transcript has 9 exons. Bases 1 to 2358 code for a protein of 785 amino acids. Gene Ontology annotation, molecular function: histone binding. NCBI's taxonomy places the organism in Eukaryota, Metazoa, Chordata, Aves, Tinamiformes, Tinamidae. Gene Ontology annotation, biological process: positive regulation of transcription by RNA polymerase II; DNA damage checkpoint signaling. Gene Ontology annotation, cellular component: nucleus. The record is from RefSeq and is a predicted model, not a curated record.
AUGGAGCCCGGCGGCAGCCAGCUGGAGCCCGGCUUUUCGCAGGCGGACACUCCGCGCCUCAUCGUGGAGGACUCGCAGCCUGAGAGCGCGGGCGAGGGCAGCCUCGCCCCGUCGUCCCGCCAGCUCCUGGCGCGUCGCGGUCCGAGCCCCGUGCUGGUGGGUGCGGGCGGCGAGCGGCCCUCUGCGCGGCGCGGCCCUGCCUCACGCAGCGCUCUCCUCUCUUGCAGGAGCUCGUGCGUGGCCGCGGCGGGAGACGCGCAGGCGGCGGCGCAGGGCGGGCGCCAGGCGCAGGUAAGGGCGGGCGGGAGGCGGGCGCCAGGCGCAGAUUCAGGCACGUCACAGCUGCAGUUUGGUGCUUUAGAGCUUUCACAGAGCCAGGACUUUGAGAGUGAUUUUGCACCCAGUGAAGGAGAUGCUGACCCUUUAUCUUUAAAACUUGAGAAGAACAAUACAAAAGAUGAACUGAAUGUGGGUAGCAGUGAAACUGUUUCCAGCAGAGAAACACAUACUGCUCUAGAGUGCCCGCCAGGGAUGCCUGAACGAACUCUGAAUGAAGGAACAGAGGGUACCAAGAAACAAAUUCAUGUCUCUGAUCUGCKUAAAACUGAGAAAUCCCCUCAUUGCAGUCAUCAGGAGUCAGAGAUCUUGUCAACUCAGGAAGAGAUGUUUCCUGAGGAUAAUGCAUCAGCCUCUGAGAGUGGCUGCAUCAUAACCAAAGUGGAAGAGGGAAGAUCUCUAGCAUGCACUCCUGCUCGCAGUCUGCACCUCCUACAGCUCUCUGGACAGGGAUCCCAUAUGCCAGAGAGUCACUCCAAUGGUUCUUCAGGCCUAGUUGUUCCUUCUCCUGAUGCCUUUGAAGCCAACACUCUUGUCCCUAGCAGUCCUACUGAACAGGAAGAAGCAAAAGAAGAACAUGUGGAUAUAUCACUCCCAGCUGAMGGAACAAAUUUGAUACAGGAGAAGCGGAGAGCAGAUGUGCUAGUGGAGAUCAGCACCCCAUGUAUCCUACCAGAACCUCCUGUCUUGCUGCAGGCUUCAACUCCAGUGUCCCAGUGUGCCCCAGCUUUCUUUCCUGGAUCUUUGCCUAUACCAUCACAACCAGAGUUCUCUCAUGAUAUCUUUAUUCCAACUCCAAGUCCAGAGGAGAGGCAUAAAGGAGAAGAUAAAACUGCUAUUUUACCCCAUUCAUGCUUGUCUGGAGAUCUUUCUGGACCCACAGGUGCUUUAUCAAGGAUGCCUGUAGGGGACUGUGUUUCACAGCCUUCCGACACCUGUAAGCUAAUGCUUUCCGUCAGUGAAUGUAGCCAGCCCACAAAUACAGAAGACAGUUCAGGCUCUCUGGAAACUGGCCGAGAGAGUGAAAAUACACAGAUAGAGAUGGUUUCUGAACGUAAGGCCUCUGGUUUGAGUCUCAGUUCCUUGAAGAAUGACAAUCUACAGCUGAGACUGGAUGCAGGACACCAAGCUCUCUUUGAGAACUAUGAAAAAGCAAAAGAGGAGGAUGUCGAGGUCACAGGAAAGCCUGUAAUGUUAGUUGCUGAAGGCAUAGCAAAUGAUAGGUCAUUAGUCCGUACGUGUGACAGCGAUCAUGAGUGCAGUUCUAGAAGACAGGUUGCUGCAGAUCUGUCUGACCAGCCUAAGAGUUCAUCAUAUACUCCAGGUAAAGCAGCACAGUUUGAUAAUCCACUGGAGGAAAAUUCUGAACCUGAGGCAAUUCCUGAGACUCAAUGUGAAGAACAAGAAAAGCAGCAGGUAGAAAUGAAGCAAGCAAAUGAAGAUGGGUCUCUUAUCAACAUAAGUGAUACUCAGAAAUUUAUUCUUGAAAACAAAGUGCAGUGUCAUGAAGAAAUGGAAGUGGAAUUGGCCGAUGGUUCUUGUAAAAAUAUCAAAAACUUGUCAGAUCAGACCCAGGAAUUAGAAAAGUCUGAACCAAAAAACUGUGGGGAAAAAAUUUCAAAAGCUUGCAUUUUGGGCAAUGCAGAGGUCMCAAACAUGGAGAAACUGUCCUUUAGGAGUGUUUCAGAAAACAUACCAAAGCUCAGUAAAGUCUUAUCUCCGCCUUCUGUAGGAGGGUUAUUGGAACAGCCCAACAAUUUGCUUUCCAAGUUAAAGACUGACAUUUCCUCAGAAGUGGCACUGUGUAAAAACCAUCCUGACAGUUCUGAAUUAGGUCAGAUAAUGAAUCAGCCAGCAUAUCAGGAGAAAGGGGCUAAUAUGCUGGUGACUCUGCAAGAGAAUCAGGUGCCAAAGAGUACAACAGAUAUUGUUAUGACAAGGAAUCUGGAGCAGGAAGAGCAGAAGCAGCCACAGGAGAAGGCAGCUGCCAAGUUCCCUAGUCCUUCCAGUGUUACGAAGUGAUCUUCACUGCUGUUUGUGACAGCUGUGGCUGUUUCUUC